This is a messenger RNA of Suillus fuscotomentosus, 1059 nucleotides long. Its product is annotated as Scd6-like Sm domain-containing protein. Gene Ontology annotation, molecular function: RNA binding. Lineage: Eukaryota; Fungi; Basidiomycota; Agaricomycetes; Boletales; Suillaceae. The record is from RefSeq and is a predicted model, not a curated record. Bases 1 to 1059 code for a protein of 352 amino acids. The transcript is spliced from 5 exons.
AUGGCACUUAGCUUUAUAGGAAAACCAAUUUCUCUCAUAUCUCACUCUGAUGUACGGUAUCGAGGAAUACUGGCGGGUAUUGACCCCGCUGCUUCCACGAUCCAACUUUCAAAUGUGUUUUCUAUGGGUACAGAGUCGAGAAGGCCACCCUCAGAAUUCAUUCCUCCCGUCCAAGAACCAUACCAAUACAUAAUUUUCCGCGCGUCUGAGGUCAAAGAUCUUGCAGUUGAUGAACCAGCUCCUCCGAGUCUGCGUAGUGUUCACGACGAUCCUGCGGUGCUGGGGGCGUCUGCUCCAGGAACUCAACCCCAGUAUGGUGCAUACGGUCCUCAAUACCAACAGCCUGUCGCAGCCCAGCCUCCACCGCCACAAGCUCAGGCUCCUGCCUAUCCUCAGCCUGUGCCAGUGCAAGAUGCGCCAGCUCCCCCGACGAUCCCUGUCGUGCAAACGACUGAUUCACCAGGUCCUAGCACUGGCCCAAGUCGUGUCAAUUCGGUACACACCGCUGCUGCAUCAAUGGAAACAGUUCAACGCGCUUUAGGAGACUUGCGUGGAUCCGGAAAUACGGCGUCCGCGCAUGGAGGUCGUGGUGGCCGACGUGGUGGUCAUCACGGUCAUGGUGGCGAGACAAAAGAUAUUAAAGUCCCUGCGACGGAUUUCGAUUUCCAGAGCUCGAACGCCCGGUUCGACAAGACGGCGGUUGCACCGAAGAAGAAGGAUGGCGAUAAUGAGAAUGGCAUUCCCUCCGACCGUGACUCGCCGACGGACAAAAAGGAUGAGAAAGACGAUGUGGCCUAUAACCCAACGAAAUCAUUUUUCGAUUCUUUAUCGUCUUCAACUCAAGCUGCUCCGCCACCAACACGAGGCACCGGUGGACGGCGAGGUGGUGGAGGCAGAAACCGUAGGGAGGAAGAAAGAGAGCGCAACGUGGCUACAUUUGGUGAGCCUGGGGGUGUAGGACUGAUGGGCCCGGGCGCUUAUGUCGGAGGUUGGGGUGGAUAUGGACGACGAGGGGGACGUCCGAGGGGGCGUGGUGCGCCUCCUGUCGGGGGCCGUUAG